Molecule: messenger RNA, 1265 nt
Organism: Bombyx mori (domestic silkworm)
Lineage: Eukaryota; Metazoa; Arthropoda; Insecta; Lepidoptera; Bombycidae
Gene: EH
Product: eclosion hormone
Exons: 3
Coding region: 558-824 (88 amino acids)
Biological process (GO): ecdysis, chitin-based cuticle; neuropeptide signaling pathway
Molecular function (GO): ecdysis-triggering hormone activity
Source: RefSeq, a predicted model, not a curated record
AAUAACGUCAUUAUUACAUGUGGAUUCUUUGUUCGAUUCGUGUUUUAUUUAAAAAAAAAAAACUAGUUCGUUUUCUACAUAUUCAAAAUUAUUCAAAAAAAUCGUAUACUCUGCUUAAUGUUACUGCAUGUCGCGCGAUACGUACGUCUCUGAGGCUGCAUCGUUAAAGAGAUUAAAAAGAAUACAAUAUAAUGCGCGUUAUCCACGUUAUCGUCAUCUCAAAGUUAUGAACUUCCUACUUAGAACUUUGGAGCUUUCGCAAAGGUACAGAUCCGGUUCCUAGAAUAUCCCUUUCGUUCGUUCGCCCCACCUCACUUACAUAUAAACAACGGCUUACAUAUUUAAGCGAACGACAUAAAAGUGCGGUCGUGGUAUGAAAAAAAAUUACAUUUAUAUAUUUAUUCUGUACUGUUUUCACUAACGAUUAUUAUUAUACAUAUUAUGAACGAUUUUGUGAUUAUCUGUGCUUUAGUGUGCUCGUGUUUUUUUUUAAAUUAUUUAGGACCAUGUAGACUUCAUGGUCUUUGCUUCUGUUUAUUUUUUGCACAAACCUAAAAAUGGCAAACAAACUGACCGCAGUCAUCGUUGUUGCUCUCGCCGUGGCAUUCAUGGUCAACCUGGACUAUGCCAACUGCAGCCCUGCCAUCGCAUCCAGCUACGACGCAAUGGAAAUUUGCAUCGAGAACUGCGCGCAAUGCAAAAAAAUGUUCGGCCCUUGGUUCGAGGGAUCCCUUUGCGCGGAGUCCUGCAUCAAAGCCAGAGGCAAAGACAUUCCGGAAUGCGAAAGCUUCGCAUCCAUAUCUCCAUUCCUGAAUAAGCUUUAAGACCGAUCGUUGAUAACUAUGAUUGAUGGACGUAAGUUUUAUGUAAAUGAAUUCGAUAAUUUUCGACAUCAAAAAAAAUUAUCAUCAAAACGUACCUAUGUAGUUUUAUCGUAGGCACUCGAAAAAUGUACACUAACAAAAAAUACAGUUACUACAUUCAAUCUAGUCAAUGGCUAUUUUAAGCAAAAUAUUAUGAAUUAAAUAUAUAAUAUCGAUUUCGAUUCCUAAUCUAUUUUUUUUUUCAACAUGGCGCGGCAUUUACAUUAAGUUUACGUCAUUGGUCCAUUUAUAAACCAACGGACAUACCAAAGCAUUUAUUAAUUUUAAUGUAAGAUUAUUUUAUUUUUUAAUUAGCUUUUUGCGUAGUCUAUCAAGACAGGGACUAGGCGUAAGUCACUAAUGUAUAUUAUUAUGUAUUAAAAUAAAAGAUGGGCAUUACUA